Messenger RNA from Thyridium curvatum, 1056 nucleotides. RefSeq lists its product as uncharacterized. Lineage: Eukaryota; Fungi; Ascomycota; Sordariomycetes; Thyridiales; Thyridiaceae. The record is from RefSeq and is a predicted model, not a curated record. The transcript has 4 exons. Gene Ontology annotation, cellular component: mitochondrion. Bases 1 to 1056 code for a protein of 351 amino acids. Gene Ontology annotation, molecular function: oxidoreductase activity.
AUGAGAGGAGUCGUUGUGAGCAAGUUUGUAGAUAACUACACCGAGCUGCAGGUGGAGGACAUCCCGCCCCCGAAGGCCAAGAAGGAUGAAGUCAUCGUGCAAGUCAAAGCCGCAGGCGUCAACUUCGUCGACACCCUCUACGCCCGCGGCAAGCACCAAAACAACCGCUCCCUGGUCAAACCGCCCUUCACCCUAGGUCUCGAGUUCGCAGGCGUCGUCCUCUCCGCACCGCCUUCCAGCCCCUCCUCCGGCUCCGGCUCCCACCGCUCUUUCAAGCCCGGCGACCGCGUCUUCGGCGGCACCCUCGGCUCCUACGCCGAGCAGGUCGCGGCCCCGACCUCCGGCCUCCGCCCCGUCCCGGACGGCUGGUCCUUCGCCGACGCCGCGGGCCUCGCCGCCACCCUGCCCGUAAGCUACGGCGCGCUGGUCACCCGCGGGCGCCUGGCGCCCGGCGAGACGGUGCUCGUGCUCGGCGCCGCGGGCGGGCUCGGCUGCACGGCCGUGCAGGUCGCCGCGGCGCGGGGCUGCCGCGUCAUCGCCCUGGCCUCGGGCGCCGCCAAGUGCGCCGUCGCGCGGCGGUGCGGCGCGCACGACUGCGUCGACGCGACGACGGCCGCCGCCGGGCCGCGGUGGUGGGAGCGGGUGCUCGAGCUGACCGGGGGUAAGGGCGUGGACGUGGUCUACGACUCCGUGGGCCGGGUGGACGAGAGCCUCAAGUGCGUCGCGCACAGGGGGCGGGUGCUGGUCGUCGGGUUCGCGGCGCGGGACGAGAGCAGCAUCGAGAAGAUUGCCAUGAAUCGGGUGUUGCUGAAGCAGGUUUCGUUGAUCGGUUAUAGAUACGGCGAGUCGCUCAGGAGGGAUCCAGAGGAGAACGCGAGGAUAUGGGAGGAGCUUGCGCCGCUGAUAGACAGCGGUAAGAUCAAACCAAUGGUGUUUGACAAGGCAUACAACGGGCUCGAGUCGGUGCCCGAGGCCCUGAAUGACAUUUCAUCGAGGAAGAUCUGGGGCAAAGCCGUCGUCAACAUCAGUGAAGGCAGCUCCAAGGCGCAUCUGUAA